AUGGCUGGUCCCGGCGGUGGCCCUCCUCGUCGCAGCCACACCAAGUCCCGAAAGGGCUGUGAGACCUGCAAACGUCGACACAUUCGAUGUGAUGAGACCUUCCCUCAAUGUCGCAACUGUACCAAGCACAAGAUCAGGUGUCCCUACAAUGACAUUCCUAUGUCUGACGAGCGCUCCGGCUCGCCUGAUCAACCUGAUCUGAUGUGGACCCCGGAGUCCAGGGCUGUCGUUGAGCAAUGGCAGAACACCGGUGUCUUUCCCUUCCCGGGAAUGAACAUCUUCCCGACUCCCAACUCACAGUACCUUUCCAUUGAAGACUUGAGGUUGAUACAUCACGUCGCUUCCAUCAGCGAUCAGAUGCUAAGCAUGGAUGCCGAUGGCUUUACUCUGUGGACUCGCCAGAUUCCCACGCUCAUCAAGAUCGGCGCUACGACCCCCUAUGUUAUGCACGCGCUGCUAGCCUUUUCGGCCAUGCACAUCGCUUUCCUCACGGAUUGCCCUCUCGUUGGCAACAUGGCGUACGAGCAUCGUGGUAUUGCAUUGAAGGGUCUGCAGGAAGCCAUUGGCACAUUCUCGAGGGAAACUUCAGACGCCAUACUUGCGGCUUCACUGGUGCUUUCUUGGCAAGCUACUGAUUGGCGCAGCUGGACCCAUCUCAUGCAGGGCACUCGAGUGGUGAUGGAGGCAAUGGAGCCUUGGAAGCACGAGUCCCAAUUCGGCGACUUCAUCGCUGAGAGCAGCACGUUCCCGACCGCGCCCCCGUCGCCCACCCCUGACCAUAAACCUAGCCAGCCGCACCAAGAGGACAUUGACGCCUUUCAACGCACUCUACAACAACUGCAGAAGCUUGAAAGCCAUAUGAAGCAGAUUCGGGAGGAUCCCAAGGCGGUCACACAACUGAUCACAUUUUUGAAGGGUGCGCGCAAAGUCAGCCCGGCGUUUAACGUUGCCCAACAGUUCGAGCGUCUCCGCGACCUGAGGACCUGGCUCUUCUGGUUGCCCGUCGACUUCCUUCAGCGUCAGCGAGUCCCAACCGCCAGUUCUCUCCUGAUAAUUGCGCACUAUUACACUGUCGCCCUCAUCAUGGAGCGCCUGUUCCCAGAGAUCGGCGCGGCCUACUUUGGCAGCAUGUCGAUUGCCCCCGUCGAGGAGAUCGCGCGGCGUCUGCUAUCAGUCAACGUCUCGGGCAACAUGAACGAUGUCUCCUCGCCCCUGCCGCUCAUGGAGUUCCCUAUCGAUACGGUGAAGGAGUUCCGUUCUCGCAUGGGAUUUGCUCACCCCGUCCGCACACCAUCGUUCCCUCAGUUCGACCCGCCCAACUUCUACGUUCCGCAUAGCGCGCCGAUGCAGCAGAUGCCCGUAACGACUGCCGAAUACGGACCUUACGGGACCACACCGGCUUUCAGCUACAGCACCGAAGACCUGUCCGUCAUCACGGCUGACCAUCUCAACACACCGGUGACGGGUCCCACCAGCGCCAUCAGCCCGCUGCAAUUGUCGUCCCCGUUCACAAAUCAUCAGUACCUGAACAUCCCGAGCCCUUCGUAUGGCGGAUAUAGCCCUGCAUCUAGCACAUUCGGCGGCGACUUUAACGACUUUUCUGCCGAGUUUGGUGACAACUCGUCCAUUGGCUACAGUGACCAUGAGGAUUUUGCAUACAAUGAUAUGGGUUUCGGCACCCCGAUGAUGGGAGGUUCGAGCAACUUUGGAGCCGGCCACGCCUUGAUCGGUCGGGCGUCCGACGCCUCAGCCGAUCCAGGACCCAGCAUCGAACAAAAUUUGUCUGACUUUGGCCCCUUCCCCAGGACUUCAACUUGCAUGAGCACAACGCCGACUUUUCCGCCCCCGGAAGACCUUCUUGGGAGGUUCCCAGGCCUCGCUCCAUCACCAUUCCUGAAGCCGGAACAGUUUGGAAUGCUACCUCCGCCGGAGUCGCCCAUACCUGGCCUCUCCGUCCCGAACCAUCGCCAGAAUCUCUCCGUCACUUCGAUUGCAUCUUUCGCCUCUGCGCCUCCGUCACUCUCAGAUUACUCAGUUGACUUUUCCCCUGUGGCAAUCAAACAGGAGAGUCGCGAAGUCUGA
Molecule: messenger RNA, 2082 nt
Organism: Pyricularia pennisetigena
Lineage: Eukaryota; Fungi; Ascomycota; Sordariomycetes; Magnaporthales; Pyriculariaceae
Exons: 8
Coding region: 1-2082 (693 amino acids)
Biological process (GO): regulation of transcription by RNA polymerase II
Molecular function (GO): zinc ion binding; DNA-binding transcription factor activity, RNA polymerase II-specific
Source: RefSeq, a predicted model, not a curated record